CGGGGCGCCCCCACCGCAGUGCCCGGCAUCGCCUCCCUGCCUGCGAGGACCGAAGCCUGGGCAGAGCCGAGGCCCCGCGCUGCCGAGGACAGCGGAGGAGGCGGCCCCUCUGCGCCCCAGGUUCCGCGCCCGCACCCUCCCGAGGGGGCGCAGGAGGAGCGGGAGGCGGAGGGAGGCCCCAAGCGAAGAUGCCGCCGCCUUGGGCCCUGGCGCUCCCGCUACUGCUUCCCUGGGUGGCAGGUGGAGUAGGGAACACAGCCAGUCCAAGGGAUCGUGGGUUGUUGGCAUCGUCGCUCCAGCCUGGGGUCUGUCGCUAUGGAGCCAAGCUGGCCUGCUGCUAUGGCUGGAGGAGGAGCGACAAGGGAGUCUGUGAAGCUACGUGUGAACCUGGAUGCAAGUUCGGGGAGUGUGUGGGACCAAACAAAUGUCAUUGCUUUCCAGGAUACACUGGGAAAACCUGCAGUCAAGAUGUGAACGAGUGUGGAAUGAGACCCUGGCCGUGUCAACACAGAUGUAUGAAUACACAUGGUAGUUACAAGUGCUUCUGCCUCAGUGGGCAUAUGCUCAUGCCGGACACCACGUGUUCCAACUCUAGGACGUGUGCGCUGACAAACUGCCAGUAUGGCUGUGAAGACACGGAGGGAGGGCCACGCUGUCUCUGUCCAUCCUCCGGCCUCCGCCUAGCCCUGAAUGGAAGAUCUUGUCUAGAUAUUAAUGAAUGUGCUUCUGAUAAAGCCAUCUGCCCCUACAAUCGAAGAUGUGUGAACACAUUUGGGAGCUACUACUGCAAAUGUCAUGUUGGUUUUGAACUGAAAUAUAUCAGUGGCCGAUAUGACUGUGUAGAUAUAAACGAAUGUGCUGGGAAGACCCAUACGUGCAGCCCCCACGCCAAUUGCCUCAAUACUCCAGGAUCCUUCAAGUGUAAGUGCAAGCAGGGAUUCAAAGGCAGCGGCCUUCAGUGUUCUGUUAUCCCUGAAAAUUCUGUGAAGGAAUUCCUCAGAGCACCAGGUACCAUCAAAGACAGAAUCAAGAAGUUGCUUGCUCACAAAAAUAGCAUGAAAAAGAAGGUAAAAAUUAAAAACAUUAUCACAGAACCUGUGGGCACUCCCGCCCCUAAGGUUAACUUGCAGCCCUUCAGCUCUGAAGAGAGCGUUUCCAGAGAAGGGGACCCUAGUGGAGAAAGAAAGAGGAAUGAAGAGGGAAAGAAAGAGGGCCUGGAGGAGGAGAGACGAGAUGAGAAAGCCCUGGAAAACCACGUGGAGCAGGGACAAAGCCUUCGAGGAGAUGUGUUUUCCCCUAAGGUGAAUGAAGAAGGUCAAGUUGAUUUGGUUCUGGUCCAAAGAAAAGCUACAACAUCCAGCCUGGAGCACAGAGCAGAUUUAAAUAUCUCAGCUGACUGCAGCUUUGACCAUGGGGUCUGUGACUGGAAACAGGAUAUAGAAGAUGAUUUUGACUGGAAUCCUGCUGAUCGAGAUAAUGCUGUUGGCUACUAUAUGGCAGUUCCGGCCCUGGUGGGCCAGAAGAAGGACGUUGGCCGUUUGAAACUUCUCCUCCCCGACCUGCAGCCCCAAAGCAACUUCUGUUUGCUCUUUCAUUACCGGCUGGCUGGAAACAAAGUAGGGAAGCUUCGAGUGUUUGUGAAGAACAGUGACGGUGCCCUGGCCUGGGAGAAGACCAGGAGUGCGGAUGAACGGUGGAAGACGGGGAAAAUACAGCUCGACCCAGGGAUGGAUACUCCCAAAAGCAUCAUUUUUGAAGCAGAACGUGGCAAGGGCAAAACCGGAGAAAUUGCAGUGGACGGCGUCUUGCUGGUUUCAGGCUUAUGUCCAGGUGGCCUUUUAUCUGUGGAUGGCUGAAUGUUAUUGUUGCCUUUUACAUCGUUAUGUUUGGCUUUCUAUGUCAGUUCUCUGUUUUUUGACAUUACAUCAUAGACCUCUCCCAUUUUAGAAAUACAAAGUGAAAAAUUGUAAUGCACCAACAGAAUCAUUAUUGUAAGAUGCUUUUCUUGUGUGAGAUAUGCCAAUAUUUGCUUUAAAUAUAGUACCACUGUGUCUUCUCACUCAUCUCUGAAUUUAUAAAAUGUGGAGUUGUCAGCUGAGCUCCUCCUCACAGUAUGUUUGAUUUGUCUGCAUGACUUGAUGAAUCUCUUUUACAAUGUUUCUAGAAUUACCAAAAAGGAAAAAAAAAGGCACAGAAAAAUGUUCACCUGUCUUACUUUUAUGGCAUUUCUUGGAAACUGUGACAUCACAGAUAGACUUUUACCUACGUGGCUUAGCCUGAUCUUUUACAGCCAAGCUUGUAUAUUUAAAUUCUUUAUAAUAAUAAUAUCCAAAUACUCACCUUUUGUCAUGGUUUAAGUUUUUCUAAGUAAGUAAAUGUGUUGUUGAUUCUGUGUUUAA
Messenger RNA from Vicugna pacos (alpaca), 2399 nucleotides. RefSeq names its product EGF like domain multiple 6 (gene EGFL6). The record is from RefSeq and is a predicted model, not a curated record. Lineage: Eukaryota; Metazoa; Chordata; Mammalia; Artiodactyla; Camelidae. Gene Ontology annotation, cellular component: membrane. Gene Ontology annotation, molecular function: calcium ion binding.